Daucus carota subsp. sativus is the source of this 2757-nucleotide messenger RNA. RefSeq names its product 5-methyltetrahydropteroyltriglutamate--homocysteine methyltransferase 1. The coding region runs from base 49 to 2592 and encodes 847 amino acids. Gene Ontology annotation, molecular function: zinc ion binding; 5-methyltetrahydropteroyltriglutamate-homocysteine S-methyltransferase activity. The record is from RefSeq and is a predicted model, not a curated record. NCBI's taxonomy places the organism in Eukaryota, Viridiplantae, Streptophyta, Magnoliopsida, Apiales, Apiaceae. The transcript has 12 exons.
UAAAAAUGCUCCAGCAGUUGGGUGGGAAAAACCGCAAACGAGAGGUAAAUGCCUAAAUGGGGAUGCCGCCAUUACUAUACAUACAAGCUGUGUGUCUAUAACAUCAAAUUACAGGCGAAACAACAGAGAAGCACAAGCAGCAUCAGCAAUUGUAGCACUAGUAGUAUACACACAGCGACGAUGAGUCAAGCUUCAUCUGUGCUUCCAGGGCUUCUACCGUUCCCUCUAUGCGCCAGGACUUGUACACCUCGUUGGUCACUCACCUCGUUCCGCUCGGGUUUUCGAUUCAGAACAAUGGCAUCUCACAUUGUUGGAUAUCCUCGAAUCGGUCCCAAGAGGGAACUCAAAUUCGCAUUAGAAUCUUUCUGGGAUGGGAAGAGUAGUGCUGAAGAUUUAGAGAGGGUAGCAGCAGAUCUCAGGGCUUCUAUUUGGAAGCAAAUGGCUGAGGUAGGGAUCAAGUAUAUUCCAAGCAACACAUUCUCGUAUUACGAUCAGGUCCUGGACACCACUGCUAUGCUUGGCGCUGUUCCUACUAGAUACAGUUGGAAUGGAGGUGAGAUUGGCUUUGAUGUUUACUUUUCCAUGGCUAGAGGCAAUGCUUCAGUUCCUGCUAUGGAAAUGACAAAAUGGUUUGAUACUAACUACCAUUUCAUUGUUCCUGAACUGGGACCGGAUGUGAAAUUCUCCUAUGCAUCUCACAAAGCAGUGCAUGAAUACAAGGAAGCGAAGGCUCUUGGAGUUGAGACAAUUCCUGUCCUUGUAGGCCCUGUUUCAUACUUGUUGUUAUCAAAACCAGCAAAGGGUGUUGAAAAAUCUUUUUCUCCUCUUUCGUUAGUUAACGAAAUUUUACCCAUCUACAAGGAAGUUGUGUCUGAAUUAAAACAAGCUGGUGCUACCUGGGUUCAGUUUGAUGAGCCCACACUUGUUAUGGACCUCAAUUCAGACAUAUUGCAAGCAUUUACUCAUGCCUACUCUGAGCUGGAGUCAUCACUUUCUGGUCUAAAUGUUCUUGUUGAGACUUACUUUGCCGAUCUUCCAGCAGAGGCUUACAAAACAAUCACAUCUUUAAAGGCUAUUACAGGGUUUGGGUUUGAUUUGGUUCGUGGAUCAAAAACCAUUGAUUGGGUUAAGGAUGGAUUUCCUUCAGGCAAGUAUCUCUUCGCUGGAGUGGUUGAUGGGCGAAAUAUAUGGGCUAAUGAUCUUACUGCCUCCCUUUAUACCCUGCAGUCUCUUGAGGGCUUGGUGGGAAAAGGAAAGCUUAUAGUUUCUACUUCUUGCUCUCUUCUUCACACUGCUGUUGAUAAAGAAAAUGAGACUAUGUUAGAUGAAGAGAUCAAGUCAUGGCUUGCAUUUGCUGCGCAGAAAGUAGUUGAAGUGAGUGCAUUGACAAAAGCGUUGACUGGGAACAAAGAUGAGGCAUUCUUCACUACUAACAGUGCAGCACUGGCUUCAAGAAAGUCUUCAAAAAGAGUUACUGAUGAAGCUGUUCAAAAGGCUACGGCCACGUUGAAAGGUUCUGAUCAUCAUCGAGAUACGAGUGUGAGUGCUAGGUUGGAAGCCCAGCAGAAGAAGCUCAGCCUACCAAUUCUUCCAACCACUACUAUUGGAUCUUUCCCUCAAACCAUGGAGGUCAGAAAAGUUAGACGUGAAUACAAGGCGAACAAGAUCUCAGAGAAAGCAUAUGUCAAUACUAUGAAAGAUGAAAUCAAUAGAGUAGUCAAGCUCCAGGAAGAGCUAGAUAUUGAUGUAUUAGUACACGGAGAGCCAGAGAGAAAUGACAUGGUCGAGUACUUUGGGGAGCAGUUAUCUGGUUUUGCCUUCACCAUGAAUGGAUGGGUUCAGUCAUACGGUUCUCGAUGUGUGAAACCACCUAUCAUAUAUGGAGAUGUUAGCCGUCCAAAACCAAUGACUGUUUUCUGGUCCUCAAUCGCUCAGAGUAUGACAAAGCGCCCAAUGAAGGGUAUGCUUACUGGCCCUGUCACAAUUCUCAACUGGUCCUUUGUUAGAGAUGAUCAACCCAGGUUUGAGACCUGCUAUCAGAUUGCACUGGCCAUCAAGGAUGAAGUGGAAGAUCUUGAAAAAGCUGGCAUUAAUAUCAUUCAAAUUGAUGAGGCUGCUUUGAGAGAGGGUUUGCCUCUAAGGAAGGAUGAACAAGCUUUUUACCUGGACUGGGCUGUGCAUUCCUUUAGAAUAACUAAUGUUGGGGUUAAAGACACUACCCAGAUCCACACACACAUGUGCUAUUCCAACUUUAAUGAAAUCAUCCGCUCAAUCAUUAACAUGGAUGCUGAUGUGAUAACUAUCGAGAAUUCCAGAUCAGAUCAAAAACUUCUUUCAGUUUUCCGUGAGGGAGUGAAGUACAAUGCUGGUAUCGGCCCUGGUGUGUAUGAUAUCCAUUCACCAAGAGUCCCAUCUAAGGAUGAAAUCGUUGAACGGAUUAACAAGACGCUUGGAGUCCUUGGAAGCAAUAUUCUCUGGGUUAACCCUGACUGUGGCCUCAAGACACGCAAGUACUCUGAAGUCAAACCUGCUCUGACUAACAUGGUGGCUGCUGCCAAGCACCUUCGUGCUCAAAUUUCCGGCACCAAAUAACGGUUGCUAGUAGAAUUAUAAUUUUCCUUUGUCAACUGUAGGAGGGUUGACGGUUGAGGUUUAUAAUAUGUGUAAUCUUACAAGGGAGUCCCUUAUGAAAUGCCAAUGUAAUUAUGUCAGAAAGAGAAACCUAAUAAUGUUUUUUAUAUAUAUACAUUUUUUGGG